AGGUGGCGUGGCACUGUGUCUGAGUCCCCAAGGAAGACGAAAUGGUGAGGCUUUGGUGAGGUUCGAAUCUGAGGAGCACAGGGAGCUGGCCUUGAAGAGACACAAGCACCACAUGGGUCAGCGUUAUAUCGAAGUCUACAAGGCAAUGGGCAAGGACUUUAUCGAUGUCGCAGGAGGAAGUAACUCAGAAGCUCAGGCAUUCUUGUCUCGAGGUAGCCAGGUGAUCAUCAGAAUGAGGGGCCUACCGUUCACAUGCACAACUCAGCAAGUGUUGGAAUUUUUCAGCCAGGAACCUAAUUCCUCCCAAGUUCUUGAUGGAGAAGAUGGAGUUUUGUUUGUCCACUACCCAGAUGGACGGAGCACCGGAGAUGCAUUUGUUCUGUUUGCCACAGAAGUGGAAUCAGAGACGGCGUUGAAAAAGCACAGAGAAAUGAUGGGAUCUCGAUAUAUUGAGUUGUUUAAAAGUACGACAGCAGAGGUUCAACAAGUACUAAAUAGAAGCAUGGAUCCACGGAACCCAGAGCAGGCAGGAACUCAGGGCACAUCUGUCAUCACUCACCUUCCCUCAGGAGUACAGAUUGUGCCUCAGUCUCUGAUCACCAGCGGUUCUCAGAAAGACUGUAUACGACUGAGGAAUCUGCCUGCUGCUGCACAAGUCACCGACAUCCUGGCCUUCCUUGGGGAGUUCUCCCAGUUUAUUGUCUACCAGGGAGUCCACAUGGUGUAUACUGCUGCUGGUGAACCCUCAGGAGAAGCAUUUAUCCAGCUGGACUCGGAGGAAGCAGCGACCAUGUCUGUGAUCAGCCGACACAAGCGACCCAUGACCUUCACCAACAAGAAACGGGUGAUUGAUGUGAUCCAGUGUAGCGGAAACGACAUGAGUCUUGUGUUGACCAGUGGCAUGCCCCAGAUGCCCAUCCCACUUCCAGCCAUGUUACCUGCUCCUCAGAUUCCUCCGCCUUCCCAGAUCAGCUUUCAGAGUCCACUGCUAACACCAG
Candidula unifasciata is the source of this 998-nucleotide messenger RNA. NCBI's taxonomy places the organism in Eukaryota, Metazoa, Mollusca, Gastropoda, Stylommatophora, Geomitridae. The record is from the annotation of a GenBank genome assembly.